AUCCAACCACUCUGAAGUCAAAGGCGCUCUUGCAGCUGCUCAAGGCAUCAAUCAACAAGCGCCAGCGGGCAUGGCCAAGAACGAUCAGUACGAAUCUGUCUUUGGCGACUCAUCAGCACACUCGCCCUCAGACCACGACCCGCGCCCGAGAAAGCGACAAAGAACCGCGUGCGACAGAUGUAAAACCCGCAAACAAAAAUGUGAUCAUGUGCUGCCUAGCUGUGGAAACUGUGCGAAAGCUGGAUUAGAAUGUACGAGGGCGCCGCCGCCUGACCCGAGUGGACCAUCUUCUGCCUAUACCCGCAGUCUCGAGGAACAAGUCGCGCGCCUCGAAGCGCAACUUGCCUUGAGUGGUGAGCCAUUGCCAAGACGCUCGACAGAUGGACAAACACAUACUACCGGACAGGGCCAGGGACAUGGCGACGAAGCGAGCAAUAGUGUCGCUGAGAUUGUAGGUGCGCUAUCGGGUCGCAAUGUCGCUGGUACAGAGUUCUACAUUGGAACGACGUCUGGCUAUUCGCUCGCUCGAGAUCUUUCGGAGAUGGCCAGUGCUGUGGUCUGGGAUCGGACAGUCAACGUACAAGACUAUGGCAAUGUGGAUGGCGACGACCGGUUGAGUCCCAUCAAUAUCGCUGAACUACAACGGCAGACCCUGGAGAUCCCGUCAGAUGCACUCAGCGCGCGUCUCAUCAAUGCAUACAUUGGCAGAAUACACGGACGCUUCCCGGUCGUCUUCAAAAGUGAUUUAUGGGAUCUGCAUGCACGGCGUCAGAGUCUCUUUUCGCAAAAUGCAGUCGCCAACAAUGAGCAUGGGUUCAGUAAAUUUAUGCUCUUGAUGGUUUAUGCUAUUGCAGGACUCAAUCUACGACUGACGGAGGACUAUACAGAGCCGUCGCCCGAACUGUUUUACAUCCAAGCUCUCAAACAUAUUACAGCGGCGCGCGCUUCUUCUGCCAUCAACAAUAUUCAGGCCAUGGUGUUGCUUAUGCUCUAUCACAUGCGAUCUGAUGCGAGAACGUGGUCGACUUGGCAUAUGGCUGGUUUGGCGAUGCGCACCACCACUGAACUAGGGCUUCAUAGGGAGGCCUCAACUGCAGGACUGAAAUCGCGUCAAGUACAGCAAAGGCGCUGUCUCUUCUGGACGAUGUACUAUCUCGAAGGUGUGCUGGCGAGCACUUUGGGCCGACCGCCGAGUUUGAUUGAUACAGACAUUGAUCAGCCGAUGCCGUACAGUAUUGAUGAAUCAGAACUCGACACGGCAAAACUCGUUGUUCCUGAAUCAGGGAGAGAAGCGUUCCCGUACUCAAGCAUGACACAAUCAAUCUUGCUACAACAACUACGUCGGCUCGAAUCACGCAUGCAGCGAACGGUGCUGCGUGUGGAUGUACCAAUCGCCACACUCCUGCCAGAACUCUACCCAGUAUAUGAAAGUCUGCAGCAUUGGCAACGUCACUCUAUUCCACCGGAGAUGCAAGGUCUCGAGCUAGAUCGCCCAUUGCUGUUCUACAACAAGCUCAUUCGAAUGCUCCUGCAGCCCUUUUUGACACUCACAGUCAACCCAAACAUCAACACGGAAAUCAACCUUGGACCUGACAAGGAGCUCUUGAAGCAGUGUCUUGAGAGCGCUGGAACAAUUUGUCAAAUUCACAAGCGCCUGCACCAGUCUCCCGAAUAUGGCCAUACCUUUGUCACUGUGCAUACUGUCUAUGUGGCAGGAUUGACGUUACUAUAUUGUCUUUGGCUUGGUGGAGAGCAAGUCUGGUCGUUUGGUGUGAGUAACAACAUUCGCGCUUGCAGUUUUGUGUUGAGUAUUAUGGGUGAGCGUGCGCCUUAUAUUCGACGGUACAGGGAUUCCUUUGAGGGACUCGUUGAAGCGACCAUGACGAAAUUGGAACGACCGAAUGCAUUGAGUGGGAUGAGUGGAAAGGCUUCGUUUGCACAAAUUCAACAAGCGCAGCAGACUGGACAGCCGCCACCAGUGUCACAACAGCAGCAUCCACAGCAGCAUACACAGCAGCAAGCACCACCCACACCACAGGAACCACAUCUACCAGUGCCGCCUGUGCCCAACUUUUAUGAGCCGCCGAAUGGGUUAUCGAUGGAUCCAGAGAUGAAUCCGUAUUGGUUUGAAGGGUUGACGAUGGCGGAUGAUGGAGCGUGGAACAUGGCAAGAGAGCUGGCUGGGUGGAUUGACUCUGUGGAGAUUACUGGGACGGGUACGUCGUCUGUGCAGUAGCUGUUCUCUAGCCGUCUAUGGUCGUCUAUAGUCAUCUAUUACCAGCUAUAAUCACCGAUUACCA
Molecule: messenger RNA, 2300 nt
Organism: Protomyces lactucae-debilis
Lineage: Eukaryota; Fungi; Ascomycota; Taphrinomycetes; Taphrinales; Protomycetaceae
Product: fungal-specific transcription factor domain-containing protein
Exons: 2
Coding region: 71-2236 (721 amino acids)
Biological process (GO): positive regulation of transcription by RNA polymerase II; DNA-templated transcription
Molecular function (GO): sequence-specific DNA binding; zinc ion binding; DNA-binding transcription factor activity, RNA polymerase II-specific
Source: RefSeq, a predicted model, not a curated record